AUGCUGUCGGGUGUACUUGCCGCGCUGUAUCGAAAUCUUACGAGACACCGCCGUCCGGUAUCGCUUUAUGGCUUUCUAGCCCUCACCGUCCUCCCCGCGUUACUGCCCGUUCUUUCCGCCCGGGAUAAAGCCAUUGUCACCUCCGCAGAGGCUCUAGUCAGCAAAGAAUUAUGGUAUACUGUACUGGUUGCGGGGCUCCUCGGCGCCAUCGGCGCUGUCCUUCAAAGUGUUUUGUAUGGAACUGUGACGUUACUGCCGGGAGGCAAGUGCACGACUGCGUUCACAGCCGGUGGUGGCGUUGCAAGCUUGCUAUUGUGUGCCCUACGCAUAUUCAGCCGUCUCCUUCUAGAUGGCGAUACAGCAGAUUCCUUGUUGGCAUUGAAGCCUGGUUUUAGUGCUUUUUUCAUCACAUGCUCAGCACUUUGCGGUACGUGCGUGAUUGUGUUUCUAUGUUUGGAUAGACAAAACUCCUUUUACAAAGAGCACGUGUCUCCCGCGGACGCGAGGCAAGAAGUGAUGAUCUCGAAAUCCUUUCGGGAAAACCUGAGAGGCACGCGCUUAAUUUUGGAAGAGAUUUCUAGACCUGCGUGGUGCGCUUUCAUAUCCUUUGUUAUCACGUUGGCCCUUUUCCCUGGCAUCAUGGUGCAAAUUCCAGUGCCAUUGAGAGCGACUGUCACAUCAACGCUGAGUUCGUGGUAUCCACUUCUCGUCGUCUCUUUGUUCGCAGUCGGAGAUACUGUAGGCCGAGCAGGACUGACAGAGCAGAUCGCGUUGCGCUUUCCGACUCUUCUCCCGCUCUUGACGCUCGCGAGAGUAAUAUGCGUUCCACUGUACUUAGCGCAGUGGAUUGGGUUGAUCCCAGUCAAUUGGAUAAUAGUAAUGACUGGUGUUGUCUUACUUGGUGUGGGAAAUGGUGUCAUUAUUACUCUAGCAUUUCUGUGGGUGCCGUCCCUGACAUCACUUGAGAACAGAGAAGUCGCUGGACGCCUAAUGUUUGUCAUGCUUAUCUGCGGCAUGUCGUGUGGGAAUGCUUUAGGUUGGUUAGUGGAGACCAUGUUGAGACGCACAACUGGAUUUUAA
Molecule: messenger RNA, 1080 nt
Organism: Chondrus crispus (carragheen)
Lineage: Eukaryota; Rhodophyta; Florideophyceae; Gigartinales; Gigartinaceae
Exons: 1
Coding region: 1-1080 (359 amino acids)
Biological process (GO): nucleoside transmembrane transport
Cellular component (GO): plasma membrane
Molecular function (GO): nucleoside transmembrane transporter activity
Source: RefSeq, a predicted model, not a curated record